Molecule: messenger RNA, 1176 nt
Organism: Sapajus apella (tufted capuchin)
Lineage: Eukaryota; Metazoa; Chordata; Mammalia; Primates; Cebidae
Product: olfactory receptor 10K1
Exons: 1
Coding region: 75-1016 (313 amino acids)
Biological process (GO): G protein-coupled receptor signaling pathway
Cellular component (GO): membrane
Molecular function (GO): olfactory receptor activity; G protein-coupled receptor activity
Source: RefSeq, a predicted model, not a curated record
GUACAUUUUUGCUCUCCUUUCUGGAUCCUGGCUUCUACCUCUGUCCCUGAUUCUCUUGCAUAGAAGUACUUUCCAUGGAGCAGGUCAAUGAGACUGUGGUGAGAGAGUUCAUCUUCCUCGGCUUCUCAUCCCUGGCCAGGCUGCAGCAGUUGCUCUUUGUUACCUUCCUGCUCCUCUACCUGUUCACUCUGGGCACCAAUGCAAUCAUCCUUUCCACCAUUGUGCUGUACAGAGCCCUUCACACCCCCAUGUACUUCUUCCUUGCCAUCCUCUCCUGCUCUGAGACUUGCUACACCUUCGUCAUUGUACCCAAGAUGCUGGUUGACCUGCUGGCCCAGAAGAAGACCAUUUCUUUUGUGGGCUGUGCCAUCCAAAUGUUUUCCUUCCUCUUCCUUGGCUGUUCUCACUCCUUCCUGCUGGCAGCCAUGGGCUAUGAUCGCUACAUGGCUAUCUGUAACCCACUACGCUACACAGUGCUCAUGGGACAUGGGGUGUGUAUGGGACUAGUGGCUGCUGCCUGUGCCUGUGGCUUCACUGUCUCCCUGGUCACCACCUCCCUGGUAUUUCGUCUGCCCUUCCACUCCUCAAAUCAGCUCCAUCACUUCUUCUGUGACAUCUCCCCUGUCCUUAAACUGGCAUCUCAGCACUCUGGCCUCAGUCAGCUGGUCAUAUUUAUGCUUGGUGUAUUUGUCUUGGUUAUUCCUCUGCUACUUAUUCUAGUCUCCUAUGUCCGCAUCAUCUCUGCGAUUCUGAAAAUCCCUUCUUCCGUUGGGAGAUACAAGACCUUCUCCACCUGUGCCUCUCAUCUUAUUGUUGUAACUGUUCACUACGGUUGUGCCUCUUUCAUCUACUUAAGGCCCAAGACCAAUUACUCUUUAGGCCAAGACACCCUAAUAUCUGUAUCAUAUACCAUCCUUACCCCAUUGUUCAAUCCAGUGAUUUAUAGUCUGAGAAAUAAGGAAUUCAAAUCAGCCCUACGAAGGACAAUUGGCCAAACUUUAUAUUCUCUUAACUAAAGAGCCAUUUUUUUAAAACUACUAAUGCCUAGUACAUGCCAGGGAAAAUGUGUGCUUUUAUACAUUUUCUCAUUUAAUUGUCCAACUGUGCUGUAAUGUAAGAACAUUUCACAUAUGAGAAGAAUGAGGCUCACAGAAGUUAAGACAGUCUGUCUUUCCA